AUGAAUUUUUCUCAAGAACUAUCGGAAGGCGUGGAAAAGUUUUUGGUCGAUGCAUCGGUGAAGCAUCUUCCUACUCUUCAGCAUCUUCCUACUCUUCAAGAUCUCAUUCCCUUACUCUCUCCUUUGGAGAUAGAGAAACACACACCAUCAGUCGAAUACAAUUUGGAUCGCUGGCUCGAGCACGACGCAAAGUACAACGUGUACGAUGGCAGCUAUUUUGAGGGAUUCGGCGAACAGGCAGAAGACUAUCGCGUGGUACCACGUGCAAGACGUAGAGUACGACUUCCCUUUUACAAAGAACAAGUCUCCAGCUUUGAUCUCUGUUUAAAUACAGAUCACAGAGACUAUUGCGGUCGCAAAGAUACUGAGAUGGGCAUCCUGAGUCGACCUGUAUCCGAUGCGCUUGAACUACCUCUAGACCUCGAAUGGGAUUUUUCGGUUUCUUCGGUUUCUUUCUUGGAGUACCAUGUUUCGUUCUUCAAGGAAAAAUUGGUCAAAUUCAAAAUUGUGCGUAAACUUGUACACUCGUUGGAAGAUAUGUAUGAGAGGGAGUUCGAUUUGUUAAAGGACGACUAUAUUUUUGCACGUUCAAGAAUGUCAACGCUGAAAGAAGUUCAUCGACGUCGAUCGACUCUGAGAAGUCGUAAAGGAUGGGCUCAUCGCUCAUACAACGAAAAUUACAAAGACUUGAAGGAUCUGUCCAAGCAAGGGGUAGAAAGAGCUAAGACGAUUCAAACUCGGCAGAUAUAUCUGCGGAGAUUGUGCACGAGAACGAGUGAUUCUCGGGAAGCCAUGGCGAGAAAUUCCCCUCCCAGCAGAGGUUUGGUCUAA
Sclerotinia sclerotiorum 1980 UF-70 is the source of this 831-nucleotide messenger RNA. RefSeq lists its product with no specific name. The record is from RefSeq and is a predicted model, not a curated record. The transcript has 2 exons. Lineage: Eukaryota; Fungi; Ascomycota; Leotiomycetes; Helotiales; Sclerotiniaceae. The coding region runs from base 1 to 831 and encodes 276 amino acids.